Cornus florida is the source of this 2212-nucleotide messenger RNA. Its product is annotated as lysine--tRNA ligase, chloroplastic/mitochondrial. Gene Ontology annotation, cellular component: cytosol; cytoplasm; mitochondrion. Lineage: Eukaryota; Viridiplantae; Streptophyta; Magnoliopsida; Cornales; Cornaceae. The coding region runs from base 39 to 1850 and encodes 603 amino acids. The transcript has 14 exons. The record is from RefSeq and is a predicted model, not a curated record. Gene Ontology annotation, molecular function: tRNA binding; ATP binding; lysine-tRNA ligase activity. Gene Ontology annotation, biological process: lysyl-tRNA aminoacylation.
GGAUAUAGUAGGUAAAACAGCACACAAAAGAAUCAGAAAUGGAGGCGAUGAAGGUGCUUAGCGCAUCCUCACAGCCUCUGAAGCACCUCUUCCAUUUCGCUUCUUCAAGCCCUAUCAGACGAACCACUUCUAGGGUUUUCAUAGUUAGAUGUUGCUCUUCUUCUUCCUCCUCUCCGCCCUCCCCCUCUUCCGCUACCGCCACCACCGGCGGCGGCAACAGACUCCCCGGCCGGAACCGCAGAUCCUCUUCCACUACAGCGACGCAGUCUUCCACCUCUGACAGAGACGCCGUUCGCGCCAUCCGUCUCAAGAAAGUGGAAGAAUUGAGGAGCAAGGGUUUUGAGCCCUAUGCAUAUAAGUGGGAUAGGACUCAUACUGCUAAUCAGCUGCAAGAUAUAUAUAGGCAUCUGGGCAACGGUGAAGAGUCCAACAACGAGAGUGAUCAUGUAUCAGUAGCAGGAAGAAUUGUGGCUCGUAGAGCUUUUGGAAAGCUUGCUUUUUUGACUUUGAGGGAUGAUUCAGGGACAAUUCAGCUUUACUGUGAGAAGGAAAGGCUUAUAAAUGAUCAAUUUGAGAAGUUAAAGACACUUGUUGAUAUAGGUGAUAUACUGGGUGCAAGUGGCUCGGUGAAGCGGACAGAGAAGGGGGAGCUUUCUGUUAACUUGAAUUCAUUUGCAAUUCUUACAAAAUCUCUACUCCCACUUCCGGAUAAAUAUCAUGGUCUAACUGACGUGGAUAAGCGCUAUCGCCAACGGUAUAUAGAUAUGAUUGCAAAUCCUGAGGUGGCUGAUAUAUUCCGGAAAAGAGCAAAGAUCGUAUCGAAGAUUCGCAACACAGUGGAAUCUUUUGGCUUUAUUGAGGUUGAAACACCAGUCCUACAGGGAGCAGCUGGUGGAGCAGAAGCUAGACCUUUUGUUACUUACCAUAAUUCACUUGGAAGGGAUCUUUAUUUGAGAAUUGCAACUGAACUCCAUUUGAAGAGAAUGCUGGUUGGGGGAUUUGAAAAAGUAUAUGAGAUGGGCCGAAUAUUCAGAAAUGAAGGCAUUUCAACGCGCCAUAAUCCUGAAUUUACCACUAUAGAGAUGUAUGAAGCAUAUUCAGACUACGAAAGCAUGAUCAACAUGGCGGAGGAAAUUGUGACUCAAUGUGCUCUUGCAGUUCAAGGGAAGCUUACAAUUGAUUAUCGGGGAGAGGAGAUAUGUCUAGCACGGCCUUGGAGGAGGGAAACCAUGCACAAUCUUGUAAAAGAAGACACUGGGAUUGAUUUUGUUGAGUUGGGCAAUGAUCUUAAUGCUGCUAAAGAAGUUGCUGUUAGAGCGCUUGGUACUAGCCUUGAUAAUAAAGAUAAAUCUUCUAUUGAAGCAUGCCCCUCUGUUGGCCAUGUGCUUAAUGAGAUUUUUGAGAUAGUGGUAGAACCCAAGCUGCUGCAACCCACAUUUGUCAUGGACUAUCCUGUUGAGAUAUCUCCUCUGGCAAAACCACAUCGAAGGCUUGCUGGCUUGACUGAGAGAUUUGAAUUAUUCAUAUGCGGUCGUGAACUAGCCAAUGCAUUCUCUGAAUUGACUGACCCUGUGGAUCAGAGAGGACGCUUGGAAGAACAAGUGAGACAGCAUAAUGAGAGGAGAGCCAAAGCAGUUUCAAGUACGGACUCUGCAGAAGAGGAAGGAAAGAGAGGUGAUGAUGUUUUGUAUGAAGUGUCUCUUGAUGAUGAUUUCAUAACAGCUUUGGAAUAUGGAAUGCCUCCCGCUUCAGGAAUGGGUAUUGGAAUCGACAGGCUAGUAAUGCUUCUCACAAAUUCUGCCAGUAUUCGUGAUGUUAUUGCUUUCCCGGUGCUCAAACUUCAGCAGUAGGUGUACAACAAAUGUAUAUUGGAUCGUAUUGAAGUAAAGAGAGUUUUAGUGCCACAAUUAUGCGUCCAAUUUUUUCGAAGAGGAUUUUACUGCCGGCAGGAGUCGUUGCAUUUUUUUUUUUUUAAGGUGGCUGUUUCCACCAAUGUCUUGUUUGAUACAAAGAUGCAACCAGAAGAUGGCCAAGUUUGACCACUGCUGCAUUUUUACAUUUUUAAGAUCAUAUUUAGAAGUGCAAAUUUUUGUCCAUUUGUUUACAUAUAUUUUUAUUUAUGAAAGGCACUUUUGUUAAGAGAUCAUUAUUGUAAAAUGUACUAUGUUGAGGAAAACACGCACACAUAAUAUUUAUUUAUUUGCUUGGAGAU